AUUUACCGUAGAAUCAGACAAACACAAGCAUGCCACGCCCAAAAAAAAUCCUGCACAUUGUUUACCAGGGGAAAUCGACAAGGUAAAGUUUAGGUAAGCAAAGAAAAGAAAAGAAAGCUUCUCUUUUUAUUCCCUGUCUCUCUUGAUCACGGCUGUUGAUUUUGAGGGUUUUUGGAUAAAGAGAUGGAAAGUGGAUAUGAGGAAUCGACAAGUGUGCCUCUGGAAAGCUCGUCUUUUUCGAGCAAUAACGGCACUGAUGCAGGCGAUUUUGAAUGCAAUAUUUGCUUUGAAUUAGCUCAGGACCCGAUCGUAACUCUUUGCGGUCAUCUCUUUUGUUGGCCCUGUCUGUACCGAUGGUUACACCACCAUUCGCAUUCACAUGAAUGCCCAGUUUGUAAGGCCAUCAUACAAGAAGAGAAAUUGGUUCCUCUUUAUGGUAGAGGGAAAACUCAGGCUGACCCUCGAUCUAAAUCUUAUCCGGGUAUUGAUAUUCCUACUCGCCCGUCUGGACAAAGGCCUGAAACUGCUCCUCCGCCGGAUGCAAAUAAUUUACCCCAUUUUGGGUUUGGAAUGACAGGAGGAUUCAUGCCUGCAGCGCCUACAAGGAUUGGUGGCUUUACGAUUUCAACUGCUUUUGGUGGUCUAUCACUUUUCCCAUCGUUGCUUAAUAUUCAGUUUCAAGGGUACCCAGAUGCUACCGUGUAUGGAACAACAUCUGGAUUUCCAUAUGGCUUUCAUGGUUUUCACGGCAAUCAUACACACCGCUUCCCACCUGCAACUACUCGAGGGCAGCAGGCCGAUAAUGUUUUGAAGAACCUCUUCUUUUUUAUUGGAUUCUUGGUGGUCCUCGCUCUGCUUUGGUGGUAAAUCAAUGAAUUGCGUUUUGAACUUAGACUGAUAUUGUCACUUCGAAUUGUUUCUGUUGUAUCUGUAUAUACAUCAUCUGCGAUUGUUUUACUUAGAUAAUUCUGUAAUGAUUAAAAUCCUUUCGAGGGAGUUUCAUGUUUUCCACAACGACUAGCAAUCAUGGAACAUGAUUAAUUAUAAAUGGGAUGUAGAUUUUCCAACUA
Messenger RNA from Populus nigra (black poplar), 1070 nucleotides. RefSeq lists its product as uncharacterized. The transcript has 3 exons. Gene Ontology annotation, cellular component: endoplasmic reticulum. Gene Ontology annotation, biological process: ubiquitin-dependent protein catabolic process. Gene Ontology annotation, molecular function: ubiquitin-like protein conjugating enzyme binding; ubiquitin protein ligase activity. The record is from RefSeq and is a predicted model, not a curated record. NCBI's taxonomy places the organism in Eukaryota, Viridiplantae, Streptophyta, Magnoliopsida, Malpighiales, Salicaceae. Bases 184 to 867 code for a protein of 227 amino acids.